AUGUCCUUAAACGUCACAGAUGUCCAGAAACAGAUUCAACGCCUCGUGGCGUUCAUUGACCAAGAGGCCAACACUAAAGUGGAGGAGAUUGACGCUAAGGCUGAAGAGGAAUUUCAAAUUGAGAAAUCGAGAUUAGUGCAGAACCAACGUCUCAAAAUCAUGGAAUUCUACACCAAGAAGGAGAAGCAGUUAGAAUUGGCCAAGAAAAUUCAAGACUCGAAUUUGAUGCACCAGGCGCGGCUCAAAGUUCUUCAAAACAGAGAGCAUUUUGUAGAAGAACUUCUUCAAGAGGCUCGCAGUCGCCUUCGUGAGGCAACCAAGGAUGCUGAGCAAUAUCGCGUCACCCUCGGUGGCCUACUUACUCAGGGUCUUCUGCAACUUGUGGAGCCAGAAGCAACAAUCAAGUGCAGGGAGGAAGACUACGACCUCGUCAAGUCUCUCGUGCCGGCGUCAGUCGCGGAGGUGAAGCGACUCGCUGGAAUCGAUUGUGAAGUUAAGAUUGACAACGCCAACUUCCUGCCAAAGGACAGUUGCGGCGGCGUCGAGGUGUCGGUUCGCCAGGGCCGCAUCUGUGUGAACAACACGCUGGACGCUCGAUUGGACCAGGUGGCCGAGAAGAUGAUGCCGCAGAUCCGCGAGAAGCUCUUCGGUGUGAACAAGAACCGCAAA
Mesocestoides corti is the source of this 669-nucleotide messenger RNA. The record is from the annotation of a GenBank genome assembly. NCBI's taxonomy places the organism in Eukaryota, Metazoa, Platyhelminthes, Cestoda, Cyclophyllidea, Mesocestoididae.